AUGAAAUCCCUUCUUCAUUUGACUCGCCGCAGGGCGUUGCAUAGCUUUGCCGCCCCGCGUGCCUUGCCAAUCCAGUCCUCUGCCAGACUAUGCCAGCGGAACUUCAGUGCCUCUGCGGCCGCUGCGUCGCAAUUAGCUGGCCUCGACCCUGCCAAACUCGCCGUCACGAAAACGACCACGCCGAAAGAAUUGACGGCGGCCAAAGACCUUGUAUUCGGAAAGACUUUCACCGAUCAUAUGCUCUCCAUUGAGUGGUCCGCGGACAAAGGCUGGCACACUCCCCAGAUUGUACCUUACCAGAACCUAAGCUUGGACCCCUCGGCAUGCGUGUUUCACUACGCCUUCGAGUGCUUCGAGGGCAUGAAGGCAUACAAGGACAGCAAAGGUCAAAUUCGCCUGUUUCGCCCGGAUAAGAACAUGGAGCGGUUUAACAAGUCUUCGUCGCGCAUUGCUUUACCCACCGUCGACGGCGAAGCUUUGACCAAGUUGAUCGGAGAGUUUGUGAAUCUGGACAGUCGAUUCAUUCCCGACGCUCGGGGAUACUCGCUCUACCUCCGGCCCACCAUGAUUGGUACGCAGAAAACCCUUGGCGUCGGACCCCCCGGGUCUGCUCUUUUGUUUGUGAUCGCAAGUCCAGUUGGUCCUUACUACCCCACCGGAUUCAAGGCGAUCUCCUUGGAGGCCACCGACUAUGCCGUCCGAGCCUGGCCCGGCGGCGUUGGUGACAAGAAAUUGGGUGCCAACUACGCCCCCUGCGUUCUGCCUCAGCUGAAUGCCGCCUCGAGGGGCUUCCAGCAAAACUUGUGGCUCUUCGGGGAGGAAGAAUACGUGACGGAGGUCGGUACCAUGAACCUCUUCGUUGCGUUGAAAAACAAGGAGACGGGACAGAAAGAGCUGGUUACUGCACCUUUGGAUGGAACGAUUCUCGAGGGUGUCACCCGAGACUCCGUUCUCGAGCUCGCCCGUGAGCGACUCGUGCCGAAGGGCUGGACCGUGUCUGAGCGCAAGAUCAGAAUGUCGGAGGUUGCCGAAGCGGCUGACGAGGGACGACUUGUCGAAGUGUUUGGCUCUGGUACUGCGGCUAUCGUGAGUCCCGUGCGGUCUAUCAGCUACCGGGGUAAGUCGGUGGACUGCGGGUUGAAGGAAAACGAAGAAGCUGGUGAGAUCGCUCUCCAGAUGAAGAACUGGAUCGAGGGAAUCCAGUACGGUGAUGAGGACCAUCACUGGAGUUAUGUUCUGUGA
This is a messenger RNA of Aspergillus melleus, 1242 nucleotides long. It is a transcript of the gene BAT2, whose product is annotated as branched-chain amino acid aminotransferase, cytosolic. Gene Ontology annotation, biological process: L-valine biosynthetic process; L-leucine biosynthetic process. The transcript has 3 exons. Gene Ontology annotation, molecular function: branched-chain-amino-acid:2-oxoglutarate transaminase activity. The record is from RefSeq and is a predicted model, not a curated record. Gene Ontology annotation, cellular component: mitochondrion. Bases 1 to 1242 code for a protein of 413 amino acids. NCBI's taxonomy places the organism in Eukaryota, Fungi, Ascomycota, Eurotiomycetes, Eurotiales, Aspergillaceae.